CAGCUGAGCUAAUAGGCCAGAUGUCAACCAAAUGAAAUAAUUCUUACAACAACGACAACUAAAUAAGGAAUAUAAACAUAUAUUGGGGGAGGAAGUUAGGAAGGAGAUGAAAAAUGGAAGCAGCCAAGGAAGAUUACGAGGUUGAAGCAAAGAAGCAAGCUGCCGCGGAUGUUUUGUUCAAUUAUUCAACGUUUGCGAUGACAUGUAUAGGAAAUCAGGUUCGGCCUUGUGACCUGAGGAUGCAUCUAAUGAAGGAAAUCUCUGGUAUGCCAACCUCUCUCAAAGAGUCGUCACAAAAAUCAGGAUCCCCUGAACCAGGGACUGCAUCAAGCUCAGGCAUGCAGCUUGAUAAAAAUGAGAGUUUUAGAGCAUUAUUGGCUUGAUAUAUGUAACAUGUUAUUUAUCUAUUACAAUCAAAACCCUUGUAAGUCCACAACAAAAUAUUUUUAUGUGAGCAUGUUUAUUUUGGUUUGUUGUUGCUCUGGAAUGGAUGUAAUCUAAUGAUUUUGUAGGAUUAUAACUUUACUUAUUUUUAGAGUAAUUAUAAAUUUCCUUUAGUUGCA
Molecule: messenger RNA, 563 nt
Organism: Daucus carota subsp. sativus
Lineage: Eukaryota; Viridiplantae; Streptophyta; Magnoliopsida; Apiales; Apiaceae
Exons: 3
Coding region: 114-383 (89 amino acids)
Source: RefSeq, a predicted model, not a curated record